Molecule: messenger RNA, 681 nt
Organism: Rubroshorea leprosula
Lineage: Eukaryota; Viridiplantae; Streptophyta; Magnoliopsida; Malvales; Dipterocarpaceae
Source: the annotation of a GenBank genome assembly
AGGUCCUUUCUUAGACAGGGUUUUCUGGCUAGGAGGAGAUCAAAUUUUCAAGGAAAUCAAUUCCCAUUGGCUGUUGAUGCUGCUCAGAAGGCUGUAGUUAUUCGUGCUAGAGCUUAUAAUGGUAGCAGGGUUGCUAAGUUUCAUAAACCAAGGGUUCAAGCUCCACCUGUCCAGAGAAGUUCUCCAAAUGGAGGGUUUGCUGCAAAGCCACAUAAGCAGCAGGACAAGGAGCAACUGGGGAAGUCAGUGCCAAAGCAGAAGCCUCAAACACUGGACUCACUGUUUGCCAAUAUGAAGGAGGAGCGAAUGAGGGUCUUUCCACACAAGAAUAAUGUUGUACUACGAAAUAGUGGUGGCAGUGGUGGCCGGCAAAGACCACCAUGGACAAGACGCCAAUUUGGCAACUAAUUCUGCUUUUGCUGAUAAGGUGGAAUUUCUUGGUGUCAAAGGAUGAGGUGGUGUCCUACAGUUGCAGUGAACCUUUUCAUUUCUUCAAACAUUAGUUGAUGUAAAGCUGGGAGUUGUUAGUUCAGGACCUCUGUUUACAUUUUCUAGUUACUUGUUUUGUGCAAUAAUUGAUUCCAAUUUCCGGUUCAUCUGUAUAGUCUUUUUAUCAGGUGUGGUUGGAUUUUCAACUGGAAUGAUCAAUUAAUUUCAAGUUUCUACAGUCUUCACUUGCAA